UUCAACCUGUCAAGUGUCAAUUUUUUAGAAACAUAGUGCCGAAUAGGACUGAUACCGAAUGAUUGAAUUUGAUUACACUGUUGAUAAUGAAAAUCUUUCCUUAAACUCUAUUCGUGGCUUACAAUGGAGACCCUUCGUAAAUUAGUAUAUUACAGUGUAUUCCUUACUUAUUUUUUAUUUGUCCGUGGUGAUGACUUUAAAGAGGAAUUAUAUAUAAAACCUUUGCCGCCGACUCAUCUGUAUAGCUACUUUCAAUUCGUCACAUUGGUAGAUGGGGAGACUUCUUCAUUUCAUUCCCACUUGGCACCUCGAUCAUUGGCUGAAGUUAUAUCUCGCUUUCAAGUGGAGGAGUUACACUUAACUCUUACUGAAGGACAAUGGAGACAUAACCAAUGGGGAUAUCCAGUACUGGAUGCGGCACCUGGGGCCGAGUUGUAUGCUUGGUUCUCACCUGAUGUUACAGAUGUUGAUACACAUUGGAAAAAAUUAAGUGCUACUCUUUCAGGACUCUUUUGUGCUUCGCUUAAUUUCAUUGACAACUUUAAUACUGUCACACCUCAAAUGGCCCUUUGGCCCAUGGGAGCAGUCAAAUCUAGUCAAAAUGUUACUUCACAGCUUCGAUAUGCUUCACUACCUAGGGAGAUUGUGUGCACAGAGAACUUAACACCAUGGAAGAAACUUUUACCAUGUGAAUCAAGUCGUGGCUUUUCUGCAUUGCUCAACUCCCGGAUGAUCCAUAACACAAACUACCAUUCAAUUGGAGUUCAUGUAAGAAAAAUCUGUAAAUUAAGUGACUGCUUGGAGACUCAAAUGGAAUUUAAACAGACGGUGGCUCUUGUUUAUGAUUAUGAUAUAAUAAACAGCAAUGACUGGUCAUUCAGAAAAUUAUUUGGCCAAGGAUUGCCUGGAGCUUGCCCGCUUUCUUCAGACAGCAAGAUAUAUGUUGAUAUUACUUUAAAUGAUACACAGACAUUCACAUUAACACCAGCGCCAGAAAAUGUUAUAAUGUCUCAAAGAGGUGGUAGCGAAACUAAAUUAGCAGUCUACAAUGUAAAGCCUGAUGGCCAAAUGAUAAAUAUUGGAGCUAAAUAUAAAUCUAAGUUACAUUUACCCCUUUCUGUACCCCCACCUUUACACUUUACUCGCUACAUUCUUGGUUAUGGUAAAGAGUAUGGAGGUAUAGUGACAGAGAUUACAAACAACUGUUGGACUUCUAUAAAUGUUGUUGUUUUGGAAAAUGCUCCCUGGUGGUUGCCAAUACAACUUAGUUCCCUAAGAAUUAAUGGUGAAGCUGAGAGUAAUUUGGUUAUGUCUCAAUUCUAUUCACCUGGUAGGAGCAGGCAAAAACCAUACCAUUUGGAGCUACUCAUCAAACUUCCGCCUAAAUCAACAACAACCAUUACAAUUGACUUUGAGUUUGUCUUUCUGAAAUGGCAAGAAUAUCCUCCUGAUGCUAACCAUGGGUUCUAUGUUGGUUCAGCACUCAUUUCGGCAAACCUGCCUACAGCCAGAAACUAUACAAGUCUGCCUAUUACUGGCUCCACAUUUGAUUCAUUUGUUAAUGCAUCAAAGAUAUGGUACCCUAUCGUGUUCAGAACAAAUGGUGCUAUGGUAUCAUUGCCUACUCCAGACUUCAGUAUGCCUUAUAAUGUUAUCUGCCUAGCCUGCACUGUGGUAGCACUGGCAUUUGGCCCACUCCACAACAUCUGCACAAAAGAGUUAGUUCUCAAGCCCUUGGGAACUCCUGUGUCACUAACGCAAAAACUGUUAAAUUUAUUUAAAAAGAAGAAGGAUUAAGAAGAAGGAAGUAUUAAUUUUGGACUGAAUAAAAUAAUACAGAAUAA
Molecule: messenger RNA, 1844 nt
Organism: Helicoverpa armigera (cotton bollworm)
Lineage: Eukaryota; Metazoa; Arthropoda; Insecta; Lepidoptera; Noctuidae
Gene: PIG-T
Product: GPI transamidase component PIG-T
Exons: 3
Coding region: 124-1797 (557 amino acids)
Biological process (GO): attachment of GPI anchor to protein
Cellular component (GO): GPI-anchor transamidase complex
Source: RefSeq, a predicted model, not a curated record